Molecule: messenger RNA, 1848 nt
Organism: Endocarpon pusillum Z07020
Lineage: Eukaryota; Fungi; Ascomycota; Eurotiomycetes; Verrucariales; Verrucariaceae
Exons: 3
Coding region: 1-1848 (615 amino acids)
Biological process (GO): transmembrane transport; metal ion transport
Cellular component (GO): membrane
Molecular function (GO): metal ion transmembrane transporter activity
Source: RefSeq, a predicted model, not a curated record
AUGGCAUUGGUCGAUCGUCAAGGUCGACGGUCAAGUGGGCUCUCUCUAUCCGUCUUAACAGGUACAGAGAGUACAACUGUGGGAAGCAAUGAUGCCUGCAAACCUGAUGAUACUACAAUCAAGCAUGCCACGAUUGUCGACAUUGACGUUCAGACUGCCAAACCCAGAGAGGGUCUUACCUUCCAGAGACCUUCAGUCAAGGACCUGACGCGUCGAGGGCCUGCGCAAAUCAUGAACGGGGCGAAGCAGCAUAAAGUGAGCCUUCGAUGGGUUCACUUGAGGGCAAAUUGCAUGAGCUGGAUUGAAGAACUAAUGGCAAGAGUAUGUGAAGAACGAGGUAUAGCUAUACCCGAGAGUUCAGAGAACUCGCCAAAGAAGAAUCCGCUCCUUCGAAAGGAUCUCUGGGCCGACUUGUUUCACGGAAAAGCAUCUGAUCAGAUCCAAACUCGAUUCAUGGGGCCCACCUGUAUUCAGUUCUCCUCCAAUUUGGAAGACGAAAUGUCGGAUACAAAUGGCUCGACUGGAGGGAGUAGAGAUAAUAUCGUCCUAUACCUACCGUUCCUACAUUGGGAAUCCUAUGACGCGUGGACAGAAAGGGAGGAUUUGACACGAUCCAUUUCAGCAAACAAGCCUGGGAAACCACAGCCAGACAGAGACUUUGUCGCGGAAUAUCUACACCAUGGAACAGCUCCAUUCCAUGACCGACGGUCUCUUCAUCAGGCUUACUAUCAUGAUUUUGGUAUGACUAGAUCACUGCCACAAUACAAGCAAGUCAUGCAGAGUUUCACUUCGCAGACGCAUCCGGACUCGGUCAAAAUGAUGGUCGUCGAUCAAUUGUGGCUGUGGGUGAUCAAAGGCACGGGGGUCAGCGAAGAAGGAUCGCAGCCGGAUCUCGUCGUCACAGCCUUCCCCGAUAGGUUCAACGGUGCUUAUGAUUCCGCAAAUGUUUAUAAUAGCAUCAUUGAGCAUUUAGAAAGGGGGCUGCAGCCACCUUUGAGAACGGCAAACAAUCUUGUGGCGGCGAUCUUGGAGCAUUGCACAGGUAUUUUCUUUCAGCGACAGCUGGAGCAGGACAAAUGGUUUGUCGAGUUCUUCGCGGCAGCUAUUGGGACUGUCAGGAAUAGUCAAAAGUUGGCAUUUAACAACUUUUGCUUGAAGUCCAGAGAAUUGAAAGAUCUAGAAGACCAGGAAGCUUCCCUGGCGGAAACGGCUGGCAAACUCGAAGACGCAGCCUUCUCCAUCAGUGUCGAGACGUCCCUAGUACAAGACAUCAAGGACAUCAUUGACGAACUCAGCUGCGUCGAUUACAUCCUGCACCGGCAACAAGAUGUUGUCGCAUCACUGCUCCGGUCGCAAAACAGCCGAAGUCUCAAAACUAUUGGCGAGAUGGUGAAGGAGCGUAGAGACACGUGGGCGAGCAUUGCAAAAACUGCCCACGUGGCCUACGACGAAAUUCAAACUCAAAUGGAUGCCCAGGAGUCUGCUCGGUAUGGGCGCACAGUCCUCCUACUCACCGUCGUGACAAUCAUCUUCCUCCCAAUGUCAUUCCUAGCCACUUGGUUCGGCAUGAACGUCAGGGACCCGGGUGCGAGUAGCCUGCCUCUCUACCAAAUUGCGGCCAUCAUAUUCCCAAUCUCGAUAGCCAUUGCACUCUUUGCUCUGGUCGUCGCAUUCAGUGAGAAGCUGCGCGAUUUUAUCGUGGACGGUGUAAGGGAUGUGCUUGACUUCGUUCUGGGAGCCCUGGGGACGAACAGGUCCAGGAGCCGUAGGAGAAGGCAAAAGAGGCGCAUAAACAGGCGGCAGCAGUAUAUUGAGUCGGGGACAGUGGGUGAUUCGCGCGAUUGCUGA